Messenger RNA from Tachysurus vachellii, 2764 nucleotides. RefSeq names its product perforin-1-like. Lineage: Eukaryota; Metazoa; Chordata; Actinopteri; Siluriformes; Bagridae. The coding region runs from base 330 to 2135 and encodes 601 amino acids. Gene Ontology annotation, molecular function: pore-forming activity; calcium ion binding. The transcript is spliced from 6 exons. The record is from RefSeq and is a predicted model, not a curated record. Gene Ontology annotation, biological process: leukocyte mediated cytotoxicity.
GCUUGUAGGUGCUGAGGUGGUGACCGGGACGGAGCUUUCCAAAAGCAACACAUCACAUUUACUGCAAAAAACUGCCCUUAAACUCCAGACCUUACUGACUAACACCUGAAAUUAUCUUGGGUUCAAGAACUAGCAUAACCUCAGAAGGACUUAUCAGUGUUCAGUGUGUAGUGUUUUAUUGCUGACUAAUGUAGAGAAAAGGAAACCUACUAUAUUCUGGGUUUUGAGGCCCACACAGAGGCACACAAACACACACACACACACACACACACACCCCACUGCAGCUCAGGAUAUACCAGGAAACAGCCACCAAAAGGACCUCAAAGUGCAUGAAUAAACACACCUCCACAACAAUGUCUCCUGCACCGACUCUUUUGUAUUGUUCAGGCAUUUUUUCCCUUUUGGUCCUCCUCCCGCUUAUCCAGACAUGUGAAUUAGGGACGGCGCGAGACUGUGCUGAAGCAGACUUUGCUCCCGGGUCUGACCUCGCUGGAGAAGGCUUUGACAUCACCAAGAUGCAGCGAAAAGGUUCCUUUGUGAUCAACAUGCAAAUUUGGAAAAAUAAGGACAAGUCCUGCACACUGUGCAAGAACCCGUACCUAGAGGGAAAGAAGCAGAAGCUCCCUAUUUCUGUAGUGGACUGGAGACCAAGCCAGAAGUGCAGCAUAAAAGUGUCCAGUUCCAUCUACCAGUCCAGCGAGUCCCUGGUCAGUGCCAGCACCUCCUCCAUUGAGAACAACUGGAAGGCCAAUUUGGGUAUCAAUGUGAAGAGGGGUGAAGGGUCGCUCAUGCUGGCAGGCAGUAACUCCAAGCUGGCUGAGUAUUCAAUGGAAAAAACCAAAAAGGACAGGUUCAGUUUCACCAGUCACAGCAUUUCCUGUGGAUAUUACAGUUACAGGGUUUCUGACAAACCAGUAAUUCAUCCUGAGUUUAAACGAGCCCUAAGUCAGCUACCCAAGCAGUACGAGUCUCGGUUCAAGCCACGUUUCUUCAAGCUCAUCGACAGCUUCGGCACUCACUAUAUCACCAAGGUGACUCUGGGAGGGAAGGUCCACUCAGUCACCAGUAUCAGACAGUGUCAGGCGUCCCUGCAGGGUCUGAGCGUGGACGAGGUGAAGAAGUGUCUGGACGUGGAGGCGUCUGCCAGCGUGUCGGGGAAAGUUAAUGUCAACAUUGACAGCAAGCACUGUGAUGAAGCCAAGGCCAAGACUGAGAAUAAAAACAGUUUCUCCAGUAACUUCAACGACCGAAUAACAGAGAUCACAGGAGGCCACACCACAGAACCCGAGCUCCUCUUCUCUGCAGAUAAGGACCCCGGAGCUUAUAAAGAAUGGCUCUCGUCCAUCCCGCUCCACCCAGACGUUAUUUCGUACUCUCUUCAGCCUCUGCAUGAGCUUCUCCCCACCAACAACCCGACCAGAAAACACCUGCGCAAAGCCCUCCACGACUUCAUCCUGGAGAAGUCACUGUGGAGAAACUGCUCUGAGCCGUGCAGCACUGGAAUCAAAUCCAAUCCCCAAGAACCGUGUUUGUGUUCAUGCAGGAAUAACCCCGGCGUGACCGCUGACUGUUGCCCGUCCAAACGCGGCAUUGCUCGGGCCAUGGUGACUGUUCUACGGGCAUCUGGGUUAUGGGGUGACCACACGACAGCAACGGACGGCUACGUCAAAGUUCAAGAGAAAAACAACAUGCAGAUCGGUCGCACGCCGGUGAUCUAUAACAACAACAAUCCCAACUGGGCCAUGACCUUCGACCUCGGUGAUGUGUCUCUGAACAGUUAUGACCCUUUAAAGCUGGAGGUGUGGGAUGAGGACAGCAAAUGGGAUGACGACCUGCUCGGAGCCUGCAAUGUCCACCUGAAAGCAGGAGUUGCUGAGAAUUUCUGUAAUUUAAAUCACGGUGAGCUGUACUAUAAAACAGAGGUGAUUUGUCCGCCAAGUCUAGCGGGUCCCUCGUGCAGCGAUUACGUUGGAUCCCCCAUGAACUUUAAUCUGGAGAAGUUGUACGUGUCCCGGCACUCUCGACCCGUUCCGCAGGACAUGCUGCAGGAAAUGGGCGUGACUCCUGACGAAGCUCCGCUAACCGUUAAGCAGAUGGGAUAUGAUUCUUACAAAAGUGUUGUGCAGCUUCUGUAGGGAAGUUCAGCACAUUCUUAAAUCCACUGAUGAUAUUUAGGAUUGAAACAGCAAAGCUGAACGGAAUCGAUGGACUCGAUAAAACCAGCACGUAAAUUCAAAUGUAGUCACUCGAGUAAGGAAUAAAACACAUCAAGGUUGUGUGAAGUUGAUUAUUUUCCUGUAACAGCAGGUGUUUUAUUUAUUUAAUACAAUAGCAAUUUGACAACAAUAUUAAUUGUUUUCAUUAAUUUUUUAUGCUUAAAGUUACAUCACACUUUUUGUGACGCCUGCUAACAACUUAGCUCUUGUUAUUACUUGUAAAUGGCUGUAAAUGGCCAAUCCCUCACCAGCCUCUCUUUAUUCUCUCAGUUAAAAACCAUAAAGAAGACGUGUAAACUCUUCUUUCCUGAAAAUUACACUGGAGACUCCUUCCAUAAAUAAGAUCUGAGUUCCUUUUGUUUCAGUAUUUGUGAAUUGUUGUUGUUUGACUGCAUUAAAGCAGUUUGGAUAUUUAUGUAUUUAUACUCGUACAGUAUAGACUCCUUUAAUACUCUGUUGUGUCUCAGUGUUCAAUUAUAAUAUUUUAUUUUGUAUUCAGCUUUACUUAGAUUUUUCCUCCAGAGAAAUAAAGACUUAUUGAACAUUAA